CCGCCAGGCCCGACCGUGCGCGGAGCUCGAGCGCGGUCGGAGCGCGCGGUGGCCGCGGCGGGGACGGAGCGCCGGGCCGGACGCGGCGCGCGCGGCUCUGGCCGUGCACCUGCUGAACUCGGGCCGCGAUGUCCGCGCUGAGGAAGGCUCCCUCUCCGCCUGUGGCCUGACCCUGAGCCUGCGUCUGCCAGCAGCUCCGCCAACGCCCAGCCCAGCAGCGCAGCACCAUGGGGACGGCUCAGGUACUGUGUGACCUCGCUUUCCUCCCCUCACGCAUGCUCUCGUGCGUCUUCGCGGGGGAGAGGAGCCGGGGAGCAGGUAGUGGUCACGCCAGGUUUUGCCUGGGAUCCUUCAGAAGCAUUGCUGUAUCUUACCAGACAGAAAUACAGGGGACAGUAGUGGAGCUCUUUCUUUGCACUCCACCAAGGACAUGCGUAGACGGUGGGGCCUGGCCCAUGGAACUGACGCUGACUAGGAUCAAAGGGAGCUUGCUCGGCCUGACUCUGUUCAAAGAGGAAGAGGCCGGGGACUUGACACAGACGGGCAUCAGCUUCCCGGGGCCAACCGAGGAGGACCUAGACCAGAGCUACUCAUGGUCGCCGUCACCCCACUUCAAUGAGGAGCGCUGUUCUCCCGCACCCAGGAACAUGAAGGGCCUGGCCCCCGGCCGGAGCCCGCCCCAGCUGUGCUCCAGCCACACGUGUGGCCUGGCGCCGCCGGAGGACUGUGAGCUGGCCCACGACCACCUGCACCAUGUGCCGGAGCCCCGCACGCCCUACCUGCUGAGCCCGAGCGACAGCUGCCCGCUGGAGCACCGCUGCUCGCCACGCAGCUCCGUGCACUCCGAGUGCAUGCUGAUGCCCAUGGCGCUGGGCGCCCACGUGUCCAGCAGCACCUUCCCCCGGAUGCACUACAGCUCCCACUACGACGCGCGGGACGACUGCGUCGGGUCGCACGGCAGCACCACCAAGAUGAACCGCCUCCCGGCCAACCUGCUGGACCAGUUCGAGAAGCAGCUGCCGCUGCACCGGGACGGCUUCCAUACGCUGCAGUACCAGCGUGCGCCCGCCGGCCCCGAGCAGCGCAGCGAGAGCCCCGGCCGCAUCCGCCACCUGGUGCACUCCGUGCAGAAGCUCUUCACCAAGUCCCACUCGCUCGAGGGCUCGUCCAAGGGCCACGCCAACGGCACCAAGGGCGGCGGCCGGGUGGACGAGCCGCCACCCGGCCACCACAAGCACAGCAAGCGCAGCAAGAGCCGCGAGCGGAGGCCGGAGAGCAGGAGCAGGACGGGCCUGAGCAGCUGGUGGAGCUCGGACGACAACCUGGACAGCGACGGCACCUACCGGCCCCCCAGCGCGGCCCCCCGCCACCACUCCGACCGCCUCUCCCGCUGCUACCCCGAAGCGCUCCCCAGCCCCUUCGGGGAGCUCUCGCUGAGGACCUCCAAGAGCAACAACGACGUCAAGUGCUCGGCCUGCGAGGGCCUGGCCCUGACGCCGGACGCCAAGUACCUGACACGCAGCUCCUGGUCCACGCUGACCGUCAGCCAGGCCAAGGAGGCCUACCACAAGAGCUCCUUGAACCUGGACAAGCCGUUGAGCCACGUGGACCUCAAGCCAGCCCUGAGGCCAUGCCACUACCUCCAGGUGCCGCAGGACGAGUGGGGGGGCUACCCCCCGGGGGGCAAGGAGGAGAUCCCGUGCCGGCGGAUGCGGAGCGGCAGCUACAUCAAGGCCAUGGGCGACGAGGAGAGCGCCGAGUCCGACUCCAGCCCCAAGACAUCGCCCACGGCGGCCGUGCGGCCCGACGCCCUGCUCACGGCCGUGCCGAGACCGCUCACUGACCUGCAGACCCAGAGGUGCCUGCAGACUGCCAGUGACAUACCCGCUGCCCACAUCCUCGAACCCUCUGCCAACUACAACUCCCCGAAGUUCCGUUCCCGGAACCAGAGCUACAUGCGGGCGGUCAGCACACUGAGCCAGGCCAGUUGCGUGAGCCAGAUGAGCGAGGCAGAGGUGAAUGGGCACUUGGAGUCGGUGUGUGAAUCCGUCUUCAGCGAGGUGGAGUCACAGGCCAUGGACGCCUUGGACCUGCCCGGAUGCUUCCGCACCAGGAGUCACAGCUACCUGCGAGCCAUCCAGGCCGGCUACUCCCAGGACGAUGAGUGUGUCCCCGUGAUGACACCCGCCAGCCUCUCCUCAGCCAUCAGACCCACCACAGCCGUCUCCUACACCAACUACAAGAAGACGCCGCCCCCUGUGCCCCCCCGGACCACCUCCAAGCCCCUGAUCUCGGUGACGGCCCAGAGCAGCACCGAGUCCACCCAGGAUGCCUACCAGGACAGCCGGGCCCAGCGCAUGGCCGCGUGGCCUCCUGACACCCGCGGCCUCUACAACUCCACCGACAGCCUGGACAGCACCAAGGCCCUGAGCCUGGCUUUGGAGACGGCCGCGGCCCAGCGCCUCGCCUCCGAAGGCCAGGGUGGCCCGGCCCGCAGUGGGGACAAGACCGUGCUGAUGUCCAAGGCGAAUGGCUUCCGGAAGAGCCGCAGUUCCUCCGUGGGCAUCCAGGACUCAGAGUUCCCAGACCACCAGUCCUACCCAAGGUCUGAUGUGGAGACGGCGACUGACUCGGACACGGAGAGCCGGGGGCUGCGGGAGUACCACUCGGUCGGCGUGCAGGUGGAGGACGAGAAGCGGCACGGGCGGUUCAAGCGCUCCAACAGCGUCACGGCCGCCGUGCAGGCCGACUUGGAGCUGGAGGGCUUCCCGGGACACGUGGCCACCGAGGACAAGGGCCUGCAGUUCGGGUCGUCCUUCCAGCGGCACUCGGAGCCCAGCACGCCCACCCAGUACGGGGCGGUGCGCACGGUGCGGACUCAGGGGCUGUUCAGCUACCGGGACGACUACCGCGCGCCCGCGGACACCGUCAGCCUGCCGCCGCCUGACCCCUGGCUGGAGCCGGCGCUGGAGCCCGUGGACGCGGGCAGGAUGUCCCCGUGCCGCCGGGAUGGCUCCUGGUUUCUGAAGCUGCUGCACAAGGAGACCAAACGGAUGGAAGGGUGGUGCAAAGAGAUCGAGAGGGAUGCGGAGGAGAACGACCUCCUGGAGGAGACCCUCGGCAAGAUCCGGAGUGCAGUGGGGAGUGCCCAGCUCCUCAUGUCCCAGAAGUUCCAGCAGUUUUACUGGCUUUGCCAGCAGAACAUGGACCCCAGCGCCAUGCCCAGACCCACGUCGCAGGACCUGGCGGGCUACUGGGACAUGCUGCAGCUGUCCGUGGAGGACGUCAGCAUGAAGUUCGAUGAGCUGCACCAGUUGAAGCUCAACAGCUGGAAGAGCAUCGAGUCCCCUGAGAGAAAGGAAGAAAGAAAGGUCCCUCCGCCAAUACCAAAGAAGCCCCCCAAAGGCAAGUCUCCCAUCACCAGAGAGAAGUCCCUGGACCUGCCGGACAGACAGCGCCAGGAGGCGCGGCGGCGGCUGAUGGCGGCCAAGCGGGCGGCCUCCUUCCGCCAGAACUCGGCCACGGAGCGGGCAGACAGCAUCGAGAUCUACAUCCCCGAGGCGCAGACGCGCCUCUGAGGCCGGGCCCCCGUUCCUGCCUGCUCCUGGCGCCGUAGACACCGGCCAGGCUGUCCCCACUGCACCGGCGUGGACGUCUGCCCCGGGGGGCGCUGUCCACACCGGCACGGGCAGAGCGGCGUGGGGACGCCGACUCAGGCUCUGCCCGAGGCGACCCAGGUCACCCUUGUUAUCUCUAUUUUUAUCGAGUGUGUGGAAUUAGAGGUAAGAAUAACAGAUCGGGCCACUCGGGGCCGUCUCCUGCAGGCCCCCUCCGGAGUCAUCACUCCCCCCGUGGAAGGUGCCUAACGUGCAGAAAGAAAAGCCCCUUGGCUGC
This is a messenger RNA of Sorex fumeus (smoky shrew), 3894 nucleotides long. It is a transcript of the gene DLGAP2, whose product is annotated as DLG associated protein 2. Gene Ontology annotation, molecular function: molecular adaptor activity. NCBI's taxonomy places the organism in Eukaryota, Metazoa, Chordata, Mammalia, Eulipotyphla, Soricidae. The coding region runs from base 228 to 3578 and encodes 1116 amino acids. The transcript has 16 exons. Gene Ontology annotation, cellular component: postsynaptic specialization; glutamatergic synapse. The record is from RefSeq and is a predicted model, not a curated record. Gene Ontology annotation, biological process: signaling.